CUCCAAACGUGCAGUACGGCGGAUUAAACAAGCAGUGUUGUUAUUCACAAUGUUGACGGUUUUGUCGCUCGGAGUUGUAGUUUUUCCUGGACUAUUUGUUAUAUGUAAUAAGGCUUUAAACUCACAUUUCAGAAACUGGAACGAUGCGGAGGUGGUUCAGUUAAGUGGAAGGGUGGUAUCUACCGUCCAUGCCAUCCUCGCCACCAUAUCUGGCGUCAUCAUUGUAACGUCCUGUGCGGGUAACGUAAUGACUGACAGACACAGGCUAGCUACAGACUUUGUGUGGUUCGGAGCUCCAUACAUGGCUUAUGACAUUUACGUCAUUUAUGUGAAUCAGUACUACAAGGAGAAGGCCAAAGGGAUUGCCAUAUACAACGAACGUUAUUUUAGCCGAAUUAAACGGCUCCUAUUGAAAGAUAUCCUAAUAGUAAUUCACCACGUGGCAUUACUGACCAUCUUCAUGCCCGUUGUUCUGUUCUUCCGGAGGGGUCUUGGAGACUUCUUCAUCGGCUGUUUUUUCACAACAGAACUAAGCACCCCAUUUUUAAAUUUAGGCAAGACUCUUAUCCAGCUGGGACUGGAGGAUAGUAAGCUACACAAAAUCAACGGCUUGAUGGUCCUGCUAAGUUUCUUCACUUGCCGAAUCUUGCUUUUCCCCUUCAUGUACUGGGUGUAUGGUUGUAGCUACAACAUUCCCAUCCUCAGUGUUCCCUACCAUAUUCCUCUGCAUUGUAACAUAGGAAACAUCUGUCUGCUGGCACCGCAGGUCUACUGGUUCUCAUUACUGUGUCGAAAAGCAUGUCGCCUUUACUCUCGCCAGAACAAGCCACAGAGAGCUACCUCUAAAGACAGCUUAAAGUCCUCUUAGAAAUCUGCCUUUAAACUGAAACGGUCAUCCUAGCCAUUAAUCUUGGCGUCCUCUUUCUUCUGUGAUUCACCCAGGAUCUUACAGUGAACACGACCCUGCACAGUUACAGGAUAAAUUACACUAAGGAAGGGUGUUUGGAUGUAUGGGUAGUUGUCAGAACAAAGGAUGUGUUGAAUCAAAUAUCUAACUAAAUCUGACCAACAUUUUUGCAUUUUAUCUGCUGCCUGACAAGUGUCUUGAAUUGUUUCACUGUUGGAUUUUCAAAUGUCAAGUACAAAAAAUAAAUCAAUACCAAUACAGUAUAUCAUUAUCCGAAGGUAAAUGUUACACUAGCAAUUUUGUCUGUAGAUGUCAUUUCUGUGUUGUUGUGUUGUGUUU
Messenger RNA from Chanos chanos (milkfish), 1246 nucleotides. RefSeq names its product TLC domain-containing protein 3A. Gene Ontology annotation, biological process: lipid homeostasis. Gene Ontology annotation, cellular component: membrane; endoplasmic reticulum. The transcript is spliced from 5 exons. The coding region runs from base 50 to 868 and encodes 272 amino acids. Lineage: Eukaryota; Metazoa; Chordata; Actinopteri; Gonorynchiformes; Chanidae. The record is from RefSeq and is a predicted model, not a curated record.